AUGUCAAACCUGCCAUCCGAGCCCGAGUUCGAGCAGGCUUACAAAGAGCUGGCGAGCACCCUCGAGAACAGCUCACUGUUCACAAAGAACCCUGAAUUCAAAACCGCUCUGAAGGUCGUCUCCAUCCCAGAGCGCAUCAUCCAGUUCAGAGUUGUCUGGGAAGACGACAGCGGAAACCUCCAGGUCAACCGCGGCUACCGCGUACAGUUCAACUCGGCACUGGGCCCGUACAAGGGCGGACUCAGAUUCCACCCUACAGUCAAUCUGUCCAUCCUCAAGUUCCUCGGCUUCGAGCAGAUCUUCAAGAAUGCCUUGACAGGCCUGAACAUUGGAGGUGGUAAGGGAGGCGCCGACUUCGACCCCAAGGGAAAGAGCGACAACGAGAUUCGGAAGUUCUGCAAUGCUUUCAUGAGAGAGCUAUCGAAGCACAUUGGCGCUGAUACCGAUGUCCCGGCGGGUGACAUUGGUGUAGGUGGACGCGAAGUCGGAUACAUGUUUGGGGCCUACCGCCGAGAGCGCAACAAGUGGGAAGGUGUCCUGACUGGCAAGGGGGGUUCCUGGGGAGGCAGUCUGAUCCGACCAGAGGCUACCGGCUACGGUCUCGUAUACUACGUUGGUCACAUGCUGGAAUAUGCCGGCAAGGGCAGCUGGGCUGGAAAACGAGUGGCUAUCUCUGGAUCCGGCAAUGUCGCUCAAUAUGCCGCAUUGAAGUGCAUAGAGCUCGGUGCAACUGUCGUAUCGCUCUCAGACUCGCAGGGCGCCCUGAUCGCCGAGGGCGAUGCUUGCUUCAAGCCCGAGGACGUCGAAAAGAUCGCCGAAAUCAAGCUUGCUCGCAAGGCACUCACGGCCUACGAGCACAAGGGCGCUUUCAAGUACAUUGAAGGCGCCCGGCCUUGGGUCCACGUCGGUAAGGUCGACGUGGCAUUGCCAUGUGCUACACAGAACGAGGUUAGCAAGGAGGAGGCUGAGACACUCGUUUCCAACGGUUGUCUAUUUGUUGCGGAAGGCUCCAACAUGGGUUGCACACAAGACGCCAUCGACGUCUUCGAGGGUGCCCGCAAGGAGAAGGGAGCAGGGUCCGUCUGGUACGCUCCUGGUAAGGCAAGCAACGCUGGUGGUGUAGCAGUCUCCGGACUUGAGAUGGCACAGAACAGCCAGCGUCUGAGUUGGACACGCGAGGAAGUUGAUGAGAAACUCAAGCUCAUCAUGAAGAACGCCUUCGAGAACGGCCUCAACACGGCAAAGGAGUAUGUCGAGGCGAAGGAGGGUGAAUACCCCAGCUUAGUGGCUGGCAGUAACAUCGCUGGAUUCGUGAAGGUUGCCCGCGCCAUGCACGACCAAGGAGACUGGUGGGCGAAGCUGUGA
Molecule: messenger RNA, 1365 nt
Organism: Neoarthrinium moseri
Lineage: Eukaryota; Fungi; Ascomycota; Sordariomycetes; Amphisphaeriales; Apiosporaceae
Exons: 4
Coding region: 1-1365 (454 amino acids)
Cellular component (GO): cytosol
Molecular function (GO): L-glutamate dehydrogenase (NADP+) activity
Source: RefSeq, a predicted model, not a curated record